Prunus avium (sweet cherry) is the source of this 3282-nucleotide messenger RNA. RefSeq names its product receptor-like protein 7. The record is from RefSeq and is a predicted model, not a curated record. Lineage: Eukaryota; Viridiplantae; Streptophyta; Magnoliopsida; Rosales; Rosaceae. Gene Ontology annotation, molecular function: protein binding.
AUGGGUUGGUUGUGCCUCCUCUUCCUGCUCUUUACUACUUGUCAAUUCAACUCUACUUGUUCAUCAUCAUCUAACUCUUCCUCUUCUCUUUCUUCAGGGCAUUUAUGCCAUCCCCACGACAGCUCCGCUUUACUCCAGUUCAAAAACUCCUUUUCUGUUGAUACCUCUUUUGAUAUUUGGACAUUUGUUUGGCGAGGAAAGGAUUGUUGCACAUGGUUUGGAGUCACUUGUGAAAAGGUGACAGGUCAUGUGAUCGGUCUCGACUUUAAUUUCGGCCUUCGAGGCAAGAUCCAUUCCAAUAGCAGCUUAUUCUUUCUUCACCACCUCAAGAGGCUAGACCUCCGUGGAAAUGAUUUUGAAGGUUCCCCUAUUUCAUCCAAGUUUGGUGGAUUUGUAAGUAUGACUCACCUUUACCUCUCUGAAUCCAAUGUAACAUUAGAUACUCUUAGCUUGAACAGAAUUGUUCAAAACCUAACCAAUCUUAGGGAGCUUGAUCUGGCCGAAGUUGAUAUGUCAUCAGUUGUACCUGAUUUUUUCAAGAAUUUAUCUUCUUCUUUGACAACUCUUAGACUCUCCUGGUGCAACUUGCAAGGAAAAUUCCCAGAAAGCAUUUUCCGCCUACCAAACCUUCGAGUACUAGACUUACGUGGGAACGAAAACCUCACAGGUUCUUUCCCCAAGUCUAAUUGGAGCAGUCCCCUUGAAACCUUGGACCUCUCUUAUACUAGAAUCUCAGUAGAUUGGCAUCAUAUGACAAGAAAUUUCAAGUGUUUGAGAGAUUUGUAUCUCAGAAAUUGCAGUUUUGUAGGAUCAUAUCCUUUAUUUCUUGGUAACCUCACACAAAUCAUGUGGUUGGACCUCUCGUCUAACAGUUUUGGUGGCCAAAUCCCAUGGUCGCUUUUAAACCUUGAGAGCCUCGUUUACUUGGAUCUUAGUGGCAACAAUUAUGUCGGUCAGUUUCCAGAAGUUGAUAGCAACUCGACAGGGAUCGCUUCUUUAUAUGAUUUUUCAAAACAACAACUGGUGGGUCCUAUUCCUCGACACUUAACCGACCUCUAUUUAUAUGGGAACCAACUCAACGGAACAAUACCAUCUUGGUUAGGUAGUUUGCCAUCAUUGGAGGAGUUAUCCCUCAAAAUGAACCAACUCAGCGGUAAUAUCAUUGAGUUCCAAUCUCGUUCUUUGUCAUUGCUUAAUUUAAGUGAUAACAAGCUGCAUGGCCUGAUUCCGAUUGGUAACCUCACACAAAUCAUGGACCUCUCGUCUAACAGUUUUGGUGGCCAAAUCCCAUGGUCGCUUUUAAACCUUGAGAGCCUCGAUUACUUGGAUCUUAGUGGCAACAAUUAUGUCGGUCAGUUUCCAGAAGUUUAUAGCAACUCGACAGGGAUCGCUUCUUUAUAUGAUUUUUCAAAACAACAACUGGUGGGUCCUAUUCCUCGACACUUAAUCACGCUCUAUUUAGAUGGGAACCAACUCAACGGAACAAUACCAUCUUGGUUAGGUAGUUUGCCAUCAUUGGAGGUGUUAUACCUCAAAAGUAACAAACUCAGCGGUAAUAUCAUUGAGUUCCAAUCUCGUUCUUUGUCAUGGCUUGAUUUAAGUGAUAACAAGCUGCAUGGCCUGAUUCCGAGAUCAAUCUUUGAACUUGAGAACCUUGGAUACCUUGAUCUAUCAUCCAAUAACUUGAGUGGCACUGUGGAGUUUGAAAAGUUUUCAAAGCUUCAAAGUCUUUUAUUGCUUUAUCUUUCUUCUAACCAUCUAUCCUUGAGUUUCAACCAUUUGAGUAACAAUAGCUGGCCUCGACUUUCGAACCUAGCUUUGUCGUCUUGCAACAUAAGUGAGUUCCCAUACUUUCUAAGAGCCUCACCAAACUUGGAAACGUUAAACCUUUCCCACAACCGAAUCCAAGCCGACAUUCCCAAAUGGUUGUUGGAUUUGGGGAAGGAUUCAUUGACGUCUUUGGAUCUUUCUCACAACUCUUUGACUGGCAAUGUAGGACAUCUUCGGUGGAAAAAUCUCCGGUAUCUUGACCUUCGCAACAAUUCUCUCCAAGGAGAGCUUCCAAUUCCAUCACCUUCCACAAUUUUCUUUAAAAUAUCAAACAACCAAUUGACUGGAGAGAUUCCUCCAACCAUUUGUAGCUUGACUAGGCUUGAAAUCCUUGAUUUGUCUAAUAAUAAAUUGAGUGGCAAAAUUCAUCAAUGCAUAGGGAAUUUCAGCCAGAGCCUCUCUGUUUUGGAUCUACGGAAUAAUAAAUUUCAUGGCGUGAUUCCUGGGACAUUUUCUGAGGGAAACGUUUUGAGAAAUCUUGAUCUUAAUGGAAAUCAGUUGGAAGGGUCGUUGCCGCAAACUUUGCUCACAUGUAGAGAGUUGGAAGUUCUAGACCUUGGAAACAACAAAAUUCAUGAUACAUUCCCAAAUUGGCUGGAAUCUCUUCCGAAGUUGCAGGUUCUUAUCUUGAGGUCUAACAAAUUCUAUGGUGAAAUAGGCAUUCCGGAAACUAAGUUUCCAUUUCAAAAAUUGCGUAUCAUGGACCUAUCGUACAAUCGGUUUAGCGGUCUCUUGCCAACAAAAUAUUUUGAACAUUUGACGGCCAUGAUAAACUCGCAAGAACAUGAACUGAAAUAUAUGGGAGAGGGCUACUAUCAAGACAGUGUGGCAGUGGCAAUUAAAGGCAAUGUAAUUGAAAUGACGAAGAUCCUGACUUUCUUCACAGCUAUUGAUUUCUCAAACAACAGUUUCAGAGGAGAGAUUCCAAAUGUAAUCGGUAAGCUUAAGUCAUUGAAGGGGCUUAACUUUUCUCAUAAUGAGCUUACAGGUACAAUUCCACCCUCGUUUGGCUGUUUGAGCAAUCUUGAAUGGUUAGAUCUCUCUUCAAACGUGCUUGUUGGUGAGAUUCCGAUGCAAUUGACAAGUUUGACAUAUCUUGAAAAGUUCAGUGUUUCAAAGAACCAACUUGUUGGACCCAUACCUCACGGCAAGCAAUUUGAUACAUUUGAAACUGAUUCAUACAUUGGGAAUGUAGGAUUGUGUGGAUUUCCAGUUGUAAAAACAUGCAGUCCACAUCAAUCACCGCCAUCAUCAUUCCAACAAGAUGGUGAUUUGAAGCAUGAGAAUGGAUUUGAUUGGAAGAUAGUGUUGAUGGGGUAUGCAUCUGGGGUGGUAAUUGGAAUAUCUGUGGGAUAUCUUGUUCUCUCUAAUGGAACACCAGAUUGGCUUGUUAAAGUGGUAGGAAGAAAGCAACGUUGUAGAAUAGUGAAAAUCACACAGCGACGUGCUUGA